Molecule: messenger RNA, 3036 nt
Organism: Lachancea thermotolerans CBS 6340
Lineage: Eukaryota; Fungi; Ascomycota; Saccharomycetes; Saccharomycetales; Saccharomycetaceae
Product: KLTH0C06336p
Exons: 1
Coding region: 1-3036 (1011 amino acids)
Cellular component (GO): nucleus
Molecular function (GO): protein binding
Source: RefSeq, a predicted model, not a curated record
AUGUCUUUAGGACCAGGAGGGCUGCAUAUGAACGAAGAUUAUGCGCCGCAGGCGCAACGACCGGUACAAGGGGUGCGGGCGCAGAACGGGCGACCCACUCCUCGCGCACCUGCUGGCACGCAACAGGGUGCAACCCCAGCCUCAGCUAGGACGGGGACUCCCCAUCCUACAGCAAGCUCACGCGAAGAUCCUAAGCGGCUUCUUAAUGCAUACAUUUACGACUUUCUAUCAAAGUCUUCGCUAAAUGAAACUGCGGAGGCUUUUUCUCGCGAAGCAGUAAUCGAAGAAAACGGGCAGCGCCCAACCCAAGACAAUAGAUUCAAACCACAAAACGAUGCUCCGCAAGGGUUCUUAUAUGAGUGGUGGCAAAUAUUCUGGGACGUAUUUAACGCCCGAACUCACAGAGGCGGAUCGGAAAUGGCCCAACAGUAUUUUCAACUGCAAUUUGACUCGAGGCGACAGGAACACACGUAUCGUAACGUAGCGAUGCACGCAGCCCGUAUGCAGCAACAAGUUGAGCAGCGCGGUGACUACCAAGGUGAAGUGUUUGAUCCUAUGAUGUUCGCUAUGAUGUUCUCGGGCAACGCUUACGCUGCACCAAUGUAUGAUAAGUCGACGGACAACGGAAUGCGGCCGACUGCUUUCCAGCGACAGGUGCCUUCGCAGCAAUUGCAGAACUCUCAACUGCAAGCACGUUCUGCUAGACCACCACAAAGGCAGCAAGAACCCCAGAGCCAGGUACAUGCGCCAGGCCAGACGCAAGCGCAUGCCCAGGCUCAGGCUCAGGCUCAGGCUCAGGCUCAGGCUCAGGCUCAAGCUCAGGCUCAGGUUCAGGCUCAGGCUCAAGCUCAAGCUCAGGCUCAGGCUCAAGCUCAGGCUCAGGCUCAGGCUCAGGCUCAAGCUCGUGCUCAAGCUCAGGCACGGGCACAGGCUCAGGCGCAGGCGCAGGCGCAGGCUCAAGCUCAAGCUCAGGCACAAGCUCAAGCUCAAGCUCAAGCUCAGGCACAAGCUCAAGCUCAAGCUCAAGCUCAGGCACAAGCUCAAGCUCAAGCUCAAGUUCAAGCUCAGGCUCAAGCUCAGGCUCAGGCUCAGGCUCAGGCUCAGGCUCAGGCUCAAGCUCAAGCUCAAGCUCAGGCUGAGGCUCAGGCUCAAGCUCAAGCUCAGGCUCAGGCUCAGGCUCAGGCUCAGGCUCAAGUACAUGCACAGCAAAUGAGACAACGACAAGCACCAAUGGCAGCAUCCCACGUUCAGCAGCAUGCCCAACCGCAACACCGUCAGCAGCAGCAGACCAUGUAUGCUCAGCUUAUGCAGCAGCAGCAGCAGCGUCAACAUCAACAGCUGCAGCAACAGCAGCAACAACCUCAAUCAUCUCAAAUGUAUGCUCAGCAGAUGAUGAUGAAUGGCGGCAACCCCAACGCUUUGGCAUUACAAGGCGCCAAUGCACCUGUGUAUAUGGGUCCUGUUAGAAAUGUCCCCAUGAAGCCCAAUUUCCAAGCUUCUUACAUGCCGCAAGCUGUGCAGCCUCAAAUGCAACAAAAGCAUCAGCUGUCUCCGGCGCACCAGCACCAGCAGCAGCGAAGUCCUCAGCACCAGCAACAGCAACAGCAACAGCAACAGCAACAGCACCAGCAGCAUCAGCAGCACCAGCAACAGCAACAGCAACAGCAACAGCAACAGCAACAGCAACAGCAACAGCAACAGCAACAGCAACAGCAACAGCAACAGCAACAGCAACAGCAACAGCAACAGCAUCAGCACCAGAACCAGCAGCAACAGCACCAGCAGCCGCAUCCCCAACAAUAUCCACAACAACACCAUCAAAAUCAAAAUCAAAAUCAACAACACCAACAACAUCAACAGCAGAGGCAUCAGCAGCGCCAGCAGCAUCCACAACAAUAUCCGCAACAGCAGCAGCAAGUUGCCUCCGCUAACCCUAGCGGCUAUGCAAACCCAUCCUCUGCUAAGAAGAGAUUACCGCAGUCCGACGGCUCGCCUGAUACUGAUGGUGUCGUCAAACCCGAUGCUCACCUCUCUAGUACGGAAGGCCUCUACAACUACCAAAAACAGCUUCUUAUGCUCGAAAAGGAAAAUGAGAAGGUGGUGACGUAUAGAUCUACCGCCUCCACCCCCGGGCUGGGCGGGCCGCCGCAACAAUCUUCAGGUGCUCCUAACAAGCCAAGCUCCGUGGCAGGGUAUGCGGGCGUAUCGCCACUUCCUAUUAAUUCGAUCAACAGCCCAGCCAGCCUGGGCACAGCGCCUAAAUCAAAAGAAGCAAUGAGACGAAAGUCGAUUUCAACGCAAGCUACUGGGCCCGCCGUGAAUGCUGGCCGUAAAAACCAGUCAGAGCCCGUUACACCAAUUGGGCCUAUGACACCUGCUAGUGGCAGCCUCAAUAGAUUGGCGCCGCCUAGUGCUCUAUCCACAGUCACAGAGACGCCUCUCAAAGCCUCUGGUGAACAAGCAGACCGAAUGGCAGGCAAAACAACUUCCGCUAAGAGAGUUAAGAGGCUGAAAAAAAUGCCGUCCGCCAACAACUUGGGCACUGGAGCUCGCCCUUCGUCACCUUCUCUUGACAACGUCCUUGAAGCCAAGAACUCUAAGAGAAUCAGCCGCGCAAAGCCUAAAAAAUCAUCAGGCGUGUCAGGAAUUAAGGUGAGUAGAAUUGCCAGGUCAGCCGGGACCACUCCUUUAACUACCGAAGACGUUCUUCCUGGAAGUACCAGCAGUAAUGAUACUGGUAGUAAUGUUUUCCCCGCCUCAGUGGCAACCGAUCCGACGCCUCAGACAGAUUUUGAUCCUUUGGGGCAGAAUGAUCCUACACUUGGUACAACCAACUACGACUUUGAGGACGAUGACAUUUUCAAUAUUGACAGCGGUUUGCUUGACAAGUCGGCGCCUUCGAAGGCCCAAUCAACCACGCAGAGCGCUCAGCGCCCACAAGACGAUUUACCGAUUGACGAGCCGUUUAACCUUGAUUUCCUCGACCCUGCAUCGACUAUGAAUUACAAUGACUUAAAUCAGUUAAAUUGGCAGUGA